Molecule: messenger RNA, 1488 nt
Organism: Procambarus clarkii (red swamp crayfish)
Lineage: Eukaryota; Metazoa; Arthropoda; Malacostraca; Decapoda; Cambaridae
Source: RefSeq, a predicted model, not a curated record
AUGGCACCCUACUUGGUUCCCCCGGACUACCUGCUGGACGACAUAGGAAUAAUUCUGGAGCAAGGAUCAAAUCUAGGUUGCUCCUUGAACUCUUCCAAGUGUGAAAUAACCUCCACCAACGAGCACAUUAUAGAUCGAGUAAAAGGGGGUGAGUGGAGUGAUGUGGUCCCACCAACUUUCCUCAAGUUUGUCUGCUUAGUUCGACCAAGUUCCAGGCAGCGACGCGCCAACACCAGCGACGCGCCAACACCAGCAACACGCCAACACCAGCGACGCGCCAACCCCGGCGACUCGCCAACCCCGGCGACGCGCCAACCCCGGCGACUCGCCCACCCCGGCGACUCGCCAACCCCGGCGACUCGCCAACCUCGGCGACUCGCCAACCCCGGCGACGCGCCCACCCCGGCGACUCGCCAACAUCGGCGACUCGCCAACCCCGGCGACGCGCCAACCCCGGCGACUCGCCAACCCCGGCGACUCGCCAACCCCAGCGACGCGCCAACACCGGCGACGCGCCAACACCGGCGACGCGCCAACACCGGCGACGCGCCAACACCAGCGACGCGCCAACACGAGCAACACGCCAACCCCAGCGACGCGCCAACACCAGCGACGCGCCAACACCAGCAACACGCCAACACCGGCGACGCGCCAACACCAGCGACGCGCCAACACCAGCGACGCGCCAACACCAGCGACGCGCCAACACCAGCGACGCGCCAAAACCAGCAACACGCCAACACCAGCGACGCGCCAACACCGGCGACGCGCCAACACCAGCGACUCGCCAACCCCGGCGACGCGCCAACCCCGGCGACUCGCCAACCCCGGCGACUCGCCAACCCCAGCGACGCGCCAACACCGGCGACGAGCCAACACCGGCGACGCGCCAACACCGGCGACGCGCCAACACCAGCGACGCGCCAACACGAGCAACACGCCAACCCCAGCGACGCGCCAACACCAGCGACGCGCCAACACCAGCAACACGCCAACACCGGCGACGCGCCAACACCGGCGACGCGCCAACCCCAGCGACGCGCCAACACCAGCGACGCGCCAACACCAGCGACGCGCCAAAACCAGCAACACGCCAACACCAGCGACGCGCCAACACCGGCGACGCGCCAACACCAGCGACGCGCCAACACGAGCAACACGCCAACCCCAGCGACGCGCCAACACCAGCGACGCGCCAACACCGGCGACGCGCCAACACCGGCGACGCGCCAACACCAGCGACGCGCCAACACCACCGAACGUGAAAAUGGACAAUUAGACUAUGUAACAGCCAAGUGGUCAUUAGAGACAGCAGUUACCAGACUCUCAAUAUUUACCAACUACCCCUCAAUUGUCCGCAGCGACAAGCUUCUUCAAAAUGACUUGAGAGGGGGACUUCAAACUUCACUGACUUCAAAAUGGGGAGGCGAUCUGGGUGACCUUGGAUGCCCAGGACCCAGCAUCAGGUCGAAGGUCAUCGUCACUUAG